AUGAAAGCCAAAUAUGCAACUUUGACUGUGAUCUUCCUCGACCUUGUCACAGCAUCGACUAAGGUGGAAGUUGAUGGACAUGAAAAUCUUGAAGUUUAUAAAAAUGGAGAAUGUGACUGGAUAGACCCAGAUUGCAAAACCUGGGAUUUCUUCAGUUGCGAAUGCAAGGACACCAACAACUACGUCUCUGAGAGCGAGCCUAGAGACAACUCCCCAAAUCCAUACAACAAUGACCUGAGCUACCGCACGUGGACAGGCGGUAAGAAAAAAUGCCAAAAACCGGAUAAUCCCAACUGCCUCGUGUGGAACAAACAUACAUGCCAAUGCGACGGUGAGAGGAAGUGCGAUCACUACGAUCCUACUUGUAAGAAAUGGGACUGGGAUACAUGCACGUGCACGAGUGGUGACUGUAGUAAAGAGCAAUGCUGCAAGGACAUCUGGGACAAGGAAAAUUGUACGUGCACAAAGGGCCCGGUGUGCCCGAACCGCCUUGCUUAUCCGAAUUGCAAGGAUUCGGACUGGGACUGGAAACUCUGCUGUUGCGUCGCCCCGACGUGCCCCAAGCCUCACUGGUGCGAGGACUGGGAAUGGGACAAGGUUAACUGCAAGUGUUGCCACAAGCCUGACUGGUGCGAGGACUGGGAAUGGGACAAGCAUCAGUGCAAGUGUUGCCACAAGCCUGACUGGUGCAAGGACUGGGAAUGGGACAAGCAUCAGUGCAAGUGCAACAUAAAGUGCCACAAGCCUCACUGGUGCAAGGACUGGGAAUGGAACAAGAAACAGUGCAAGUGUUGCCACAAGCCUGACUGGUGCAAGCACUGGGAAUGGGACAAGCAUCAGUGCAAGUGUUGCCACAAGCCUGACUGGUGCAAGGACUGGGAAUGGGACAAGCAUCAGUGCAAGUGCAACAAAAAGUGCCCCAAGCCUCACGGGUGCAAGCACUGGGACGAGGUUCAAUGCCAGUGCACAGGCUAA
This is a messenger RNA of Penicillium canescens, 975 nucleotides long. RefSeq lists its product as uncharacterized. Bases 1 to 975 code for a protein of 324 amino acids. The transcript is spliced from 2 exons. The record is from RefSeq and is a predicted model, not a curated record. Lineage: Eukaryota; Fungi; Ascomycota; Eurotiomycetes; Eurotiales; Aspergillaceae.